CUGAGCUCUCUCCUCCCACCAAACAUGCAUCGUAAAAGCAAAAAACCCGAAAUCAAACCACGAUUCGCUCACAAACACAAACUCUGCCUACGGUUCUCUCUCUCUCUCUCUCUCUCUUGCAGGUACGCCACACCAUCUGUGGUUGGUUCGCCCGCCCAAGACUAUCCGCAUGAGAUGCACUCCGAGCUGACACUCCUGGUCACACAGCUGGCGACGAAGCGCGGAACACAUGAUCAACAGGCCGACCGGCGACACGAUCAGUCCCGGCGACACGAAAGAAGAGGAUGUGCCGCCACAACUAUCUGACGGAGCUGAGGGCCGCCAUGAGUCUGCUCUCAGAUCGGACACGCAGAUCUUCAUUGACUUCAGCAACCAAGACAUUUGCACGGCCCCGCCAUGCAGCCAGGGGAUUCAGCCAAAAGAGCUCAGUAGAGAGGACGACCAUUCCGCAGUGCUGCAUCUCAAUAAGGUCGAGACACACAGCAACGAUGCGCUAUUGAGCCACCAAAGCACCGUCACGGAGCAAGCCAAGCAGCAAUCAGGAGACACAGCACAUUCGACAACCCUUCAGGAGAUGGGCGAGGAGCCGUCACUGAGGGAGGAGGAGAUGAACGACAUGGGCGAGGAGCCGUCACUGAGGCCAGAGGAGAUGAGGAUUUGCGAAAUGAAGCGGGAACUCGAAAUGGCUGCCGGUAGCCACAAGCACAGAAAGGCAGAAAAGAAAAGGGAUUGGUUUGUCAACGCCCAUGUCUCUCUCCUGUGUCUUGCAGGCUAUGCGGCGGCCUUCGAGGAGGCCCCAUCCACCCUUGUAUACACCGGAGGGGAAGAG
Molecule: messenger RNA, 829 nt
Organism: Vitrella brassicaformis
Lineage: Eukaryota; Vitrellaceae
Source: the annotation of a GenBank genome assembly